Messenger RNA from Astrephomene gubernaculifera, 2866 nucleotides. NCBI's taxonomy places the organism in Eukaryota, Viridiplantae, Chlorophyta, Chlorophyceae, Chlamydomonadales, Astrephomenaceae. The record is from the annotation of a GenBank genome assembly.
AACCAUCACGCUGUUCUUUGUUUGUCCUGUCGUAGCUCUUCUCUUUCCGCAAAGUGGGAAGUAGAUCACUAGGAUGGAGGACGACAACGAGGUGAUUGAGGUGCCAGAGGCACCCCCACCACCACCUCCUGUAGAUCCUGCUGUGCUAGCGGAGGCUGAAGCAGCAAAGGAUGAGGCGAACAAGAACUUCAAGGCCAAGCACUUCGCGGCCGCCAUCGAGGGCUACUCUAGGGCCAUCGAACUGAACCCGAACAACGCCAUUUACUAUGCCAACCGUGCGGCUGCACACAUUAAGCUCGAAAAUUAUGGCGCUGCCGUGGUGGACGCGGAGAAGGCCACCGAAAUUGACCCGAAGUACAUUAAGGGCUACUACCGACGAGGAGACGCGCACUUUGCCCUCGGAAAGUACAAGCUGGCCGUCAAAGACCUUCGGACGGCAGCCAAGGUGGCCCCUCGCGACCCAGACCUGCGCCGCAAGUUGUCGGAGUGUGAGAAGGAGGUGAAGCGGCUGCGAUUCGAGGAGGCGCUAGCAGUGCCGGACUCGGAGGCUGUUUCGGUGCUGGAGACUUUGGACCUCUCCAUAUACGACAACAUUGAGGAGUCGUACACCGGGCCCCGCAUGCAAGGCAACGCUGCCGAGGGUUACGUGCUGACGCUGGAGUUCGUGACCGCCAUGCUGGAGGAGUUCAGGCAGCAGCGAACCAUCCACAAGCGCUUUGCGUUUGAAAUUAUACGGCAGGCGCACGCGCUGUUCCGCUCGCUUCCCUCGCUGGUUGACGUCGUCAUUCCCGACGACAAGCACUUCACGGUGUGCGGCGACGUGCACGGACAGUUCUUCGACCUGCUCAACAUUUGGAAGAUUAACGGCAUGCCCUCGACCGACAACCCCUACCUCUUCAAUGGUGAUUUCGUGGACCGCGGGUCGUUCAGCUGCGAGGUCAUCUUCGCACUACUGGCCUUCAAGCUGCUCUACCCGGACCACCUGCACCUCACGCGGGGCAACCACGAGUCCAAGAGCAUGAACAAGGUGUACGGAUUUGAUGGAGAGGUGAAGGCCAAGUACAACGGUACCAUGGUGGACUGCUUCCGGGAGCUCUUCUGCGGCCUGCCGCUGGCCGCCUGCCUGAACGGGCGGGUGCUGGUGCUGCAUGGCGGACUGUUUAGCCAGGAGGGGGUGACACUGGAGGACAUUCGCCGGAUAGACCGGUUCAGGGAGCCCCCCGAGGACGGCAUUAUGUGCGAUGCGCUCUGGGCCGACCCCUCACCCAUGCCCGGUCGUACACCCUCGAAGCGGGGUGUGGGGCUGUCCUUCGGGUCGGACGUGACGCGGAGGUUCCUAGAGGCGAACGGUCUGGAGCUGAUCGUGCGGUCGCAUGAGGUCAAGGAGGAGGGAUAUGAGGUUGAGCACGAGGGGCGGCUCAUCACGGUCUUCUCCGCACCCAACUACUGCGACCAAAUGGGCAACAAGGGCGCAUUCGUGCGGUUCAACGGAAACGACAUGGUCCCCCACUUCACCACCUUCGCCGCCGUACCGCACCCCGACGUACGGCCCAUGGCCUACGCCAACUCCUACCUCAUGGGCAUGUAAGGCCGCGAGGCCGGCGUGCUGGUCGGGCCGCUGCAGUCCCCACUCGAGCGGUUUUCGAGGGGCAUGCAGGGGGGCGGCAGCAGCGGGUCCCGCUUGGAGGGUGCGGGGUGAGAGGUUGCUUGGAGCCUGCUGUGGGUAUGCAUGUUGGGGCAGCAGCUGCUGCUGGUGCAGCUGCUGGUGGUGGACUGGUGAGCACUCUAGCAGCAGCAGCAGCUGCUAGUUAGGGCUGGCCGCAGGUGAAAAGGGAGUGGAGUGCCCUUGGCGGGUUCAGGAUGCGGGUAUGAUGGAAAGAGCGGACUGGGAUGGCAGGAGUGGGGGGUCGAGGAUGUCGGUUUGUUCUUUUCUCAUGAGCCAUUUUCCUGCCUGUCUGCCUUCUUUUUCCUACCAGUAGCAACUGCCCUGGUAGAGGGCGGAAGCAGGCGGGUUGCGUGUGUGGGUGUGUGCGGGGGUUUUAGAGGUGCUGAUAGGUUUCAAGUGCAGGUCGAAUAGACGCGUUUGCAUCAGGCGUUGGUGGGCUCAACACCGGAAUCACGGGUAUGGUGGUGGUGUGUAGUUGAGCGGAAACAAGAACAAGCAGUUGGGAUAGGUUCACGGGUAUGGUGAAGGUGUGUGCGAGGGUUGAGUGGGUGCAAGGUGGAAUGCAGAUUGGGUCGCGUAUGCGUGCGGGCGAGCGUGCGGUGUGGGGUGAGGUUAUAAACACAGCGCGGUAGUUUCAACCACAGCUAUUGCGGCAGGAUAAGCAUGCACUUGCAUUUUGGAGGCCGGGAGGAGGAGGGUAUAGCAGGGACGCAUGUAUUCGCAGUAAUAAACAUAACAAGACCUGAAGUUUUGUCAUUACUGUCAAUAUAUCUUUUUGACCUUACAACAAUUAUAGACUUAAACCGGGUAUAUGGUGUGUUGGUGUCACGCGCAGUUUGUUUAGGUGAGGUGUGUAAGGUGGCUCUCAGUAACAGGAGAGGGAGGAUGUUACCUCGUUAACUAACAUCGUUUGCUUUUUUCGGUCGGAUAUUACAGCACACGGUGUCACACUAUAGCCAAACCAAGGCAAGGCAAACGCCAUGGCACCAGCAAAUGCGCAUUCCGGUAGUGCUGUGCCUGUUGGGAUCUUAUUUGCAAACUGUUGCCCGGCUCACUGUUGCCCGGCUUAAUUUAACCCCCUCCUCACGUUUUGGACAGACCCGCAUGCACCCCAAUGCCCUCACACCCGCACCUUCCCCCCACGCCCAUAACACAUGCACCCUUCCUGCGCUGCCAGUUUGUCAAUAAUUUGUAAACCUG